Annulohypoxylon maeteangense is the source of this 2205-nucleotide messenger RNA. RefSeq names its product general substrate transporter. The transcript is spliced from 5 exons. Gene Ontology annotation, cellular component: membrane. The record is from RefSeq and is a predicted model, not a curated record. Gene Ontology annotation, molecular function: carbohydrate:proton symporter activity. Gene Ontology annotation, biological process: carbohydrate transport; transmembrane transport. Lineage: Eukaryota; Fungi; Ascomycota; Sordariomycetes; Xylariales; Hypoxylaceae. Bases 370 to 2007 code for a protein of 545 amino acids.
CUCGGGUUUGUUGCUUAUAUUACCUUUAUAAAAUGUUACAUACGAAGUAGUAGACAUAUAUAGACUUGAAUCACCCCUCUUUAGUGUCUCUUAGAAGUGAAACUUUCUUCCUCUACUCUCUACUUCUUCCCUCCUUUCUCUCUCUAUUCGGAGUUAAGUUGAGUUGUACCAGUAGACAAGAAUCAAUACUACCUUGCAGGUAACACUGACGGUACCAACCAGCAUAUAUUGAUCUUACAGCCUGUCUCUCCCAUCGGCCUCCAAAUCAGCAGCUUUCUUAUAAAGAUAGUUGGAUCACCCAAGCGUUUGCCCAGCUUCCCAGCUUUGAACAAACACUAGCAAGACAACACCCAUCCUAUUUUGUUCGCCAUGGGGAAGUUUUUUGGCCUCCGUGGCGACUGGCUCAAUUAUGCCAUAGGUAUCAUCGCAGGAUGCGAUUUCCUGCUUUUUGGAUACGAUCAGGGUGUAAUGGGUGGAAUUCUCACCAUGCAUCAGUUUCUUGAAGAUUUUCCAGAAAUAAACCCAAACGGCGCUCCGAAAUUUUCCGCUGAGGCAGCGAGGCGAUCCACUAACCAGGGAAUCUCCGUUGCUGCGUAUAAUUUGGGAUGCUUUCUCGGUGCUGUCACCACCAUUUUCGUAUCCAAUCCUCUCGGUCGAAAGAAAAUGAUCAUGUUAGGUACAUCCAUCAUGGUUGUCGGUGCUAUCUUGCAGGCCAGUGCUACAACCCUCCCUCACUUCAUCGUCGGCCGUAUUAUCACCGGUUUCGGAAACGGAGGCAACACUUCAACUAUUCCUACCUGGCAGUCUGAGACCUCGCGUUCCCAUAAACGAGGCAAGCUAGUCAUGAUAGAAGGCGCUCUAAUCACUUGCGGUAUCAUGAUCAGUUAUUGGAUAGACCUGGGCUUUAGUUUCAUCGAAGGCAGCAUCGCCUGGAGAUUCCCGCUAGCCUUCCAGAUUGUAUUUUGCUUGUUCAUUCUAUCUUUCAUUUGGAACAUGCCAGAAUCCCCAAGAUGGCUGAUUCUGAAGAACCGCGAAGAAGAGGCCUUAGAAAUUCUGGCUGCAUUAGCCGAUGCCUCUCCCGACGACAAGGAAGUGAAAAACGAGUUCACGGCCAUUAAAGAAACCGUCCUCGAAAUGUCCAAGGGCACUUUCCACGACCUAUUCACCAUGGAUAAGGACAGGAACUUCCACCGGACCUUACUUGCUUUUGUCAAUCAAAUGUAUCAACAAAUUAGUGGAAUAAACCUGAUCUCAUACUUCGCACCAGUAAUUUUCAGUAAUCUCGGUAUGAGCGACUUCAUGGCUCGGCUCCUCGCUGCCAUCAACGGAACGGAAUAUUUCCUCGCUUCGUGGCCAGCUGUGUUCCUGGUUGAGCGCGUCGGCCGCCGAAAGCUUAUGCUCUUCGGGGCUGCUGGCCAGUCCAUGAGUAUGGCCAUUCUAGCGGGCGUGAACUCCAGACCGGACAGUACGAGUGCGCAAGCCGCUGCUGUUGCCUUCUUAUUUGUUUUUAACACAUUUUUCGCCAUUGGUUGGCUAGGAAUGACUUGGCUAUACCCCGCCGAAAUCACGACUCUCCGGACCCGCGCGCCGGCGAACGCGCUGUCGACGUCGUCGAACUGGAUAUUUAACUUCUUGGUGGUGAUGAUUACGCCGAUAGCGUUCAACAACAUCGGGUACCAGACGUACAUCAUCUUCGCGGUGACCAACGCGUUCAUCGUACCGACGGUGUACUUCUUCUUCCCGGAGACGGCGUACCGGUCCCUCGAGGAGAUGGACGCCAUCUUCCACAAGGUGCACGGCGGCAAGGGCUACUUCACUGUCGUCAAGGUCGCCGAACAAGAGCCCCGCCGCUACGGCAAGAACGGUGAGCUGCUCAUCGCUUACGAGGAGACCGAGGAGCACAAGGCUCAUGCUCCACACCCCGAGAACGGCAGCGGGGUUGCGUCUAUCAACGACACGGAAAAGGCCCAGGGAGGCACUUUUAUUGAGAAUAGCUCUGGUCAAUAGGAGUUGUUUACACGCUCAUGAGUUUUAGGUCGAGAAAAGGAUUGGAUUGGAUUGAUGGGAUGGGAAACUCGUAUAUAAGCCAUAUAAAGAUACGUGUAAAGCGGAUUAUCAUAAAUGGAUUUUUUUAUAGAUAUUCGAUGUUUAAAAUCUAUUCAAAUUAUACCAUGUUCAGUACUUCUAUUCGCAUACAAAUCGCGG